CUGCGUCAUGUAUCUCUUAACAAUCUGAAAUAUCUAAUAAUACAUCAUAAAAGAUGAUUUUUUUGUAGACUGGCUAAAAAUGUUUCUGCUGUUUGUUAAUAUGCAUAUACUCUUUGCAUCCCACUGAAGAGUAUACUAAUCUGAAUAGAAACAUAUGAGUGAUUGAAUAAUAUGCGUCGUGUUGCCCUUGCGCGUUCCGCGUCGCCUACGCAGCCGCCGCCGUUUGCCGCCGUUCUUGCCGCCGGCGAACACAGUUAUCCUCCGAACGUGCAUCCGAACGCCUCGGUACACUCCACGCAACAUAACGCGAUCGUAACUUUAACUUUAUUAAAAUAAAAUAAAUAAUAUAUUUCAAAUGUUUAUCAAAUAAAUUUAAUUAAAAAUAACUAGUGGUAAUAUAUAAAUUUUAUGUCAUUUAAUAAUAUAAUUAGUGAAUUAAUUUAAAAAACUUUUUGUGAUAAAAUUUAAUAGAUUAGAAAAACUUUCAAUGCAAACUGUUUAAAUUCAGUUUAGCUGCUCGGUAAAGUGAUGGUAAAGUUGAUUUAAUGACCGCCGGAUAACAAGUUUAAAAAAGUUUAUAACGUAAUUUAUGGUCAUUUUGAUAAUGCAAAUUACGCGGCGUUAGUGUGUUGAUGUGACGCUAGAACGAAUUUAAACGCAAACUUUAUUUGUAACGCCGCAUAAAUAAUGUGAACUGGUUUAGUUAAUAAUAUUUAUAUUGUACCUACGUGCAUUUGUGCAUUUAAAACAGAAUCUUGUGUGGGCGCCUUGAGGAUCAUUUAAAAGACUUUGUCAGCCUUUGGCAACCCCGAAUUGAAUUCGGUCCCGGUUUGCGGUGCGAACAUAAAUCAUCACGCGAGAUCAAGGCAGCUCGAGGGCGACAAUCAAGGAUGACUCAUGUGAAUCAUAUCAGAAAAGCAUCUAUUGAUUAAUUAACUUGUGUGAAACAAAAAACUGGUAAUUGUUCUCGGUAUAAGUGAAUAUUAAUAUGUGAGUGGCGUAAUGUCGUGCAAAAAAAUUGCUACUGCCAUUCUCAUGGCAUGCUCGUUAUUUGUCGUCGAUGCGCAUCGACUGGAUGCUGGGAAGAAUGGAAAAAUGGAUGAGAACAGAAGCGAAAGAAGUUACAAUUACAACGACGCCAAAAAUGACUAUCUGGAACUAAACGUCCGAUCCGCUCCAGUUCUACAUACCACAAGAAGCCCCGGCAACAAGGACACUCACCACUCCGAUGGACGGUUGUUAAGCAACUCUAAUUACGCCAUGAGCGGCAUGAAAGUUGCUGUGCGCAAGAAUUACUCCGGCGAUGCACGCCUGCAGAGCGAGACAAACGUAAUUAGUCAAAGCGACGUUUUGCACCUCAACGGCACCGAGGACUACAGAGAUGACAUCGUCACUUUAAAUGUCGGAAUCAACGCCAGCGCCGGUACCAGAUCCAACGAAGAAAUGGAGGACAAUCUAACAAUGGUGUGGUGGGUGCAACUAGCGUGGGCCAGCGUGUUUGUGCUUAUGAUUCUCGUCGCCAUUGGUGGCAACUGCAUUGUUAUGUGGAUCGUUAUAGGCCAUAAGCGGAUGCGCAGUGUUACCAACUACUUCCUAGUGAAUCUCAGUUGCGCUGACCUGUUACUCUCCAUUAUGAAUUGCUUUUUCAAUUUCAUCUAUAUGCUACAAGGAAAUUGGCAAUUUGGUGGAUGGUACUGCACCGUGAAUAAUUUCAUCGCUAAUACAACCGUCGCUGCGAGUGUAUUCACACUUACGGCCAUGUGUUGCGACAGGCAUUUCGCUAUCGUUCACCCUCUGCAUCCAAGAAUGUCCAAGGUCACAGCGGUUGUAGUCAUCGUGAUGAUUUGGUGUUUGAGUAUGGCGCUUGCAUCGCCAUGUUUACUGUAUUCAACCACCAUUACAUACAGAUCAAAUAAAGUUGAACGAACAGCUUGCAUUCUCAUUUGGCCAGACGGACAGCCCACUGAUUCGAAUAUGGAUUUUGGUUACCAAGUGCUAUUCCUAGUCAUCACCUACGUUGUGCCCAUGGCGUUGAUGUCCUUCUUCUACACUGGCAUUGGAAAAGUCCUCUGGGGGUCGGAAUCUAUUGGAGAGAGGACACAAACGCAACUUGAUGCCAUCAAAUCAAAACGGAAGGUGGUUAAAAUGAUUAUCUUCAUUGUGCUGGUAUUUGCCUGCUGCUGGCUGCCUUACCACGUGUACUUCAUCUACACACACUUCGAUCGCAGUAUUCUCUACACACGUUAUGUGCAGCACGUGUAUCUUGCGUUUUAUUGGUUUGCGAUGUCGAACGCUAUGGUUAAUCCGCUGAUCUACUACUGGAUGAAUGCGAAGUUUCGAGGUUAUUUUCGACGUGCAAUCUGUUGUUGGCGUCCAUUGGAUCCAGAAUUAGACUCAAACUUCAACGGACGCACCUUUAAAUCAACACGUUUUGAAGACGAAGAAACACGAAUAUCUCUGCGCCAGUUGAAGCAUAGCUACACCCAGUCUACAACCGCCAGCAAGAAUCACCACAGCAGAUAGCAGUCGUACAGCAGCAGGCGCUCGAUGCAGGGUCGGGAGAGCA
Messenger RNA from Dalotia coriaria, 2566 nucleotides. RefSeq names its product tachykinin-like peptides receptor 86C. Gene Ontology annotation, biological process: G protein-coupled receptor signaling pathway. Gene Ontology annotation, molecular function: tachykinin receptor activity. Gene Ontology annotation, cellular component: plasma membrane. Lineage: Eukaryota; Metazoa; Arthropoda; Insecta; Coleoptera; Staphylinidae. The transcript is spliced from 11 exons. The record is from RefSeq and is a predicted model, not a curated record. Bases 1003 to 2523 code for a protein of 506 amino acids.